Molecule: messenger RNA, 1023 nt
Organism: Colletotrichum chrysophilum
Lineage: Eukaryota; Fungi; Ascomycota; Sordariomycetes; Glomerellales; Glomerellaceae
Exons: 6
Coding region: 1-1023 (340 amino acids)
Biological process (GO): glucan catabolic process
Molecular function (GO): hydrolase activity, hydrolyzing O-glycosyl compounds
Source: RefSeq, a predicted model, not a curated record
AUGAAGUUUUCCAACUUGGCUCUCGGAGCUGCGUCCGUCGCGUCGGUCCUGGCGGCCCCCGUCGACGGCUCUGCCAAGACGAAGCGUGCCGGCAAAUUCACCUUCACCGGUGUCAACGAGUCCGGUGGUGAGUUCGGCCAAGCCAACCUGCCUGGACAGCUGGGCAAGGACUACACAUGGCCCAACAAGACGGCUAUUGAUACCCUGAGGGCGGCUGGCCUCAACACCUUCCGUAUUGGAACUAUGAUGGAGCGCAUCAUUCCUGACAAGUUGACGGGCACCAUCAACGAGACCUAUUUCUCUGGUCUUGAGGACCUUGUCAAGGACGUUACCUCGAAGGGCUCCUAUGCCGUCAUCGAUCCCCACAACUACGGCCGCUACUACGGCAACAUCAUCACCAGCAGCGCCGACUUUGGAGCCUGGUGGAAGACCGUUGCCGCUCGUUUCAAGGACAACGAGAAGGUCAUCUUCGACACCAACAACGAGUACCACGACAUGGACAACACGCUGGUCCACGACCUGAACCAGGCCGCCAUCACCAACAUCCGUGCUGCGGGUGCCACGACCCAGAACAUCUGGAUCGAGGGUAACUCGUACUCUGGUGCCUGGCACUGGAUCGAGAGCGGCUCCGGCGACGCUCUCAAGAACCUGACUGAUCCUUCUGAUGCCACUGGCAAGAAGCUCUUUUACGAGAUGCACCAGUACCUCGACACGGACGGCUCCGGCACCAACGAGGCCUGCGUCAGCACCACCAUCGGUGCUGAGCGUCUCGCCGUUGCUACCAAGUGGCUCAAGGACAACAACAAGCAGGGUGUUCUCGGCGAGAUUGGCGCUGGUGCCAACGACCAGUGUGUCACUGCCGUCAAGGGUGCCAUCCAGCACCUUUCGGACAACUCGGACGUCUGGAAGGGCGCUCUCUGGUGGGCUGCCGGCCCUUGGUGGGCUGACUACAUGUACUCUAUGGAGCCUACAACUGGUAAGGCUUUCGUCACAUACCUCCCGGUUCUCAAGACAUUUGCUUGA